Messenger RNA from Bactrocera neohumeralis, 4510 nucleotides. RefSeq lists its product as uncharacterized. Gene Ontology annotation, biological process: signal transduction; G protein-coupled receptor internalization. Lineage: Eukaryota; Metazoa; Arthropoda; Insecta; Diptera; Tephritidae. The record is from RefSeq and is a predicted model, not a curated record. The transcript has 9 exons. Gene Ontology annotation, molecular function: G protein-coupled receptor binding. Bases 1211 to 3793 code for a protein of 860 amino acids. Gene Ontology annotation, cellular component: cytoplasm.
UAACGGUGCUACAACGGAAAACGAAGUAUUCGCGCUGAACGCUUGUGGUUUACUGAAUAAUUGAGAAAAAAAAUGUAAAAAAAAAAAGAAAUUAAUGAAAAUAAAAUUGUGUCUGAAAAGUAGAGCCAACAAAAUGAAUAAGUUAAUGUGGGAAUAAAUUUAAAAAAGCCUUCAAAAAUUAAUAUACAAGCAAGUGAGCGUGUGCGCUGCGGCCAGAUGCUUGACCUCCAUUUGUUGUUAGUGUAAAAAUGAUUCAGUGAAAUUGCUCUCAAGCAGCGAAAACGAAAAAAUCAAUCCUUUUUCCGCUGGCUGCCUUCAAGCGUGUCGAUUUCUCAGUCGUUUUCGUGUUGUUGUGUUUUUUCGGCUUCUGCUGCGUGUAACUGUAUAGCUGUGCGUUAUACCAAUUAGUGUGGCAAUUAACGGUCUAGUCGUAGCUUAGAUAGCGCGCACAAUUCAAUGCCACUGAUAACGGUUUAUAACGUUAGUGCCAGCAUGCUUGUUUGUGUGAGUGUGUAACACAUAUAUACAAGUAUAUGACAUCAAUAUAUUUUGGUGCGUGAAAUUAUUUUCGGUAGCCAAUAAAAUACUUAUAUACAUGUGUACAUAAGUAUGUUUAUAGGUGUGCGACGGCUGGCUUGAUUCAUUGAAAAAGCCAUUCCAAAUAAGCUGCAUAAAAUUUAAGAAAAAGAAAAAUAUAAUCAAAUAAAUAAAAAUUAUUUUAAUAAAAAAAUGUGCUUUUAAGGUUAAAAAAAUUAAGUUAAAAAAAUGAAAAUUAUGUGAGAUUACAUAAAUCCCUUUGAAAACCAAUAAUUUUCGAAAGGCUCAUCGGUAAAAAUAACAAAUUAGAAAAUUUCUGAAAACCAAUGAAAUGAAAAGAAGCGCGUCGCUCAUACGCCACGACAAACCAGCGGCAUAAUAGAUUACGCGAUCAGCGAAGUAUAGAAAUUGCCAUCACAUCCACCUACAACAAACUAUCUCCACCAACUGUAGGCCGCAAAAAACACGCGGAAUGUCAGUUCAAAGAGUGAUUGCGAAUUAUUGAAGUGAUUAAAUAAGCACAACAGAGCAACUAAUUAAAUGAAGCUAAUUUGUGCAAGUGCGGGUAGUGUGUAUAAAACGUAAUUAAAUAAAACAGGUGCAUAAAAAAUCAAAGACAACACCUUGAAUACACAAACAGCAAAAACAAAGAGCUUGAGUGUCUAGCGACAGCAUGACUGAGAACAAGGAUAAACACGCCGCCAGCAGUGGCGGCAGCACAGAAAUCGCCAGCAGUCACAACAAUAACGCGCAAGGCCAGAGCACGAACGACGGCGGCAACACCAACAAGCCGAAGGAUAAGAAAAAUGACAACGAAACGACAGUCGCGCUGAGGGAUACGCAACUUGAGCGCGAAAAGGAUAAAGAGCCGCAUGACAGAUGCGCUCACAAGGAUGAAUUUGGCACGCAACGUGUCUACAAGAAGACUUCACCAAAUUGUGUGCUCACACUCUACUUACCUUCGCGAGAGAUCACACUUUCCGGCAAUAAUCCAGCUAUAUUGCGAGGCAUUAUUUAUGUGGAUCCAAAGGCGAUACAAGGUUACAGGGUUUAUGCACAAUUAACGUUGACUUUCCGUUACGGCCGCGAGGAUGAGGAGGUGAUGGGUUUGCGUUUCUGCAAUGAGGCUAUUAUGUCGCUACAUCAAGUCUGGCCAAGGAAUGAGGAGCCGGCGCGUGAGUCACUCAGUCCACUGCAGGAAGCCUUAGUGAAGCGUCUUGGCGAUGGCGCACACCCAUUCACACUCACCCUAACCCCACAGGCGCCACCCAGCGUGCAAUUAGUGCCGGCAAAACGUUACUAUGGCGCACCGAUCGGCACCAGCUAUGAUGUGCGCUGCUUUAUAGCGGAUAAAACAGAUGAGAAAUUCCACCGGCGCGCCUCAGUCAAAAUGGGUGUGCGUGUUAUCUAUCGCACCGAUGUGUAUCAGCAGUCGAAUGGACCAGAGAAUUUCGCCGCGCUCAUCAACAAUCAGGGCGCCUCGCCGCCAUUGACUGCGGCGCUCACAUCACCGCCCGCAACGCUUGGUGGUACUGGCGCGCUCAACGCCCAAAAUGGCAACACAACACCCGGCUUGUCUUCGAUGCUGGGCGGCAGCGGCAGCGCUGACAGUAAUACGAGUUUUGAGGGUGCUACCACCGCCAGUUCAGCAGCAACCACACAGAGUCACGCCAAGCCGCGUAAGUCAGAGCGUGGCGAUUCGUUUCCCAAGCUGCGCCUCUCACCGAAGUCUUUUCGCUUUAGCGGUCGCUUUGGACGCAGUAAAAGCGAGAUUGAGAAGUGUCCCAGCGAUCCGUUCUACAAUUAUAGUAAAUCGUUUCAAGAGUACGAUUGCACUGCUAUUGCCGGCGGCAUCGGCGCUGUCGGCGUUGGUGGCAUUAGCGGCGCACCACUCACCGCCUCGCCGGGUGGCGGCUGCACGGUCGGUGGUGUGAUUGGCGGUAAUGCAGCAUGCGCGCUUAGUGGCGGCGCCGGUGGUGGACCACAAGGUGCCGUGGACAAGCCAUUCCUCUUGCAGGACGGACGUGUCGGCUUGCGGGCAAGCCUCGAUAAGGCCUGGUAUACGCAUGGCGAGGAUGUCUGCGUGACGGUGAAUAUCAAGAAUGACAGCCGCAAGACGGUGCGGAAAGUGCGGGUGUGCGCCAUUCAACACGUCGACGUCUGCAUGUUCAACAAUGGGAAAUUCAAAAAUAUUGUCGCUGACUCGGACAGCUCGCCCGUGGACCGCACAGUAGCGCCUGGCAGCACGAUGAACACCACAAUCAUACUAAAGCCACAACGUGGUCAAACGAAAAACUGGAUCGCGCUCGAAGACACACUGCAGCGCAGCACAGAGCCCGAAGAAAUCACCGGCGUCAUUGCUGCCUCAGCGAUACGCUCUCCAAAUCUUAUACUUGCGCCCGGGCAGGCCAUUAACCCAUGCCCCAGUCCGGCUGUAGGCAUACCGCAACCCAGCGGCUAUCAUGGACACGGUGUGUCCGGCGUUGUGGGCGACGACCGCAAUGUCUUCGCCAUUUAUGUAUCCUACUAUGUGAAGGUCAAAUUGACGUUGAGCGGCAUGGGUGGCGAACUGUCACUAAAGCUGCCCUUCGUGCUAGUGCAUGUCGAAGAGCCAAGAGUGGAGCACAGAGUGGAACGACUUGCGCUAGACGAUGUGCCGGCUGGCAAACGGAACGGCAACAAAACAAAAAGCGGCGCUGCCACGUCGACGUCCGGCAUAACGGGAACUACGCCACGCAAAGAUGGCAAUGGACGUCUCAGCGCGCAACCAAAGCAACUUGAUCGCAUCGAAUCGGUGGACGAUGAGAUACGUUUGCCAAUACCAGAUACAGCUGUGCCAAGUACUGCGCCAGCUACCAGCAGCAAGCGCAAGCUUGUUCGCAGCGAAACAUUGGCUAAAGAUUUGGACGAGGAAAUCGAAGAGCAAACAGAGGCGGAAGCGGCAAAAGCAACGCUUAGCACCGAAGAGAGUUUGCCGCAUGACGGUGAAGAGCUGGAGCAAGUGCACAUAGUGCAAAUACACUCACAUGUAGCGGAGAGCAUUGAAAAAGAAACGGUCGAGGACCCUCAAGAGGAGUCAGACAAAAAAGAGCAGGAAAUUGUAGAGUCUAUGGAACCAGAGGAAGAUAUAAAGCAGCCACAAGAUGAAUCAGCAAAUGAUGAAGCAGAAGAAGAAGAAAAAGUGGAGUCAGAUGCGAGCGCGUUGGAAGAGACGCCUAACGUCCAUGAGCAUCACCCUCAUUCCUCACAUGUGUGAUUCUCAUUUCUGCGCGGCAUGUUUCACAAGAAACGGCAAACAAAGUGAGGUACUUAGCAGAGGUAUAGGCGCUUUUUUCGGCUAUAACCGCGUCAGCGGUGUCUGUGCUUAUAAAAAAGAAAUCUCUUUUUGGAUAUAAAGCGAAAGAGAAGAAUAGUGUGUAGUUGAAUAAGAAGGAAUGUAAAAAAAGAAAAUGCUUUGAGAAUGAAAGAAGCAUAAGAAAUGACAACUGGAGGUGCGUUGAAUUUUUUGGAUCAUCAGGAAUGAUCUCCAAGAGAAAAUACUUAUAAAUAUAACCUUAAGCUACAAGUAAAGUAAAAUAAGGAACUUUGAAAACAAAUUAUCUGUUUAAGUAUUCCAUAUGAAACCGAUUAUACAAUAUUAAGUAUAGAGUAAAAAAAUCACUGGAGAACAUGCAAUUUAUUGAGUCCAAACGCAUGGAAAAACAUCUAAUAAGGGCAAGAGAGGAAAAUUUUCGCGGCAGAACCCUUAAUUAUUAUUUCGGGAAUGAAAAUCCAAAAAGACUUAAACUUGAAGUUCCUGAAACAUAAUGGAAAACACGAUCUCGCAACUACAAUUCAAAACUAUAAAACCACAAACAAGAACAUGGAUUUCAGAGAUCUCUCACGAAACUGAAAACGAUUAUAUAGUAGAUCUAGAAUUAUGUUACUCGCACUCUACGUUAAAAGUAAAUAUUCCUUCGAAGUAUGAUAAUAG